This is a messenger RNA of Hippopotamus amphibius kiboko, 1120 nucleotides long. Its product is annotated as 60S ribosomal protein L22-like 1. Gene Ontology annotation, molecular function: RNA binding; structural constituent of ribosome. Gene Ontology annotation, cellular component: ribosome. The coding region runs from base 432 to 743 and encodes 103 amino acids. The record is from RefSeq and is a predicted model, not a curated record. Gene Ontology annotation, biological process: cytoplasmic translation. The transcript has a single exon. Lineage: Eukaryota; Metazoa; Chordata; Mammalia; Artiodactyla; Hippopotamidae.
AUCUGCUCAAAUGUCACGUCCUCGGAGGACCCUCCCCUGACUCCAUCCAUCUCCAGUUGCAAACCUUCCCAACCCCAGAGGCUCCCUGUCCCCCACCCGCUUCAUUUUUUUCCCUAUCACUAUCCGGAUACACUACAUUUUAAACAUUUGGUGUGAAUUAUGUUGUUCAUUCAACCAUAAACUGCAAUAGGGUUUUUUUUGUUCUGUUUUGUUAGUUUUUUGUUUUUUUGUCAGCUGCACUCACUUUCAUCUCCCCCAGCUCCCGGCACAUAGUAGGGGCUCAGUGAAUAUUUGUGGGCUGAAUGAAUUUGCCCCAUCUCGGGCAAGACGGCCUAUAGCUCCGGAGGAUGGGGAGCUUUCUUUGAACAUGAGACUGGGAGGUGCCUGGAAAAGAGGCCCCUGGCUCUUUGACCACACAGCCGGCCUUCAAGAUGGUGCCGAAGAAAGACAAGAAGCCUAAGAAGUCAACCUGGAAGUUUAAUCUGGACCUUACUCGGCCAGUAGAGGAUGGAAUGUUUGAUUCUGGAAAUGUUGAACAGUUUCUAUGGGAGAAGGUGAAAGUGAAUAGAAACACUGGAAAUCUUGGGAAUGUCGUUCACAAUGAACGCUUCAAGAAUAAAAUCACAGUUGUUGCUGAGAAACAGUUCUCUAAAAGGUAUUUGAAAUACCUUACCAAGAAAUACCUCAAAAAGAACAGUCUUGGUGAUUGGCUUCGUGUGGUUGCAUCUGACAAGGAGACUUAGGAACUUCCUUACUUCCAGAUUAGUCAAGAGGACGAUGGAUCUGAGUCUGAGGACUAGAUGAGGCCAUCCCUUAUAGGGCUUUGCUUGCUAAGAAAACAAAUGAAGUAUACAAGACCAGUGUCUUGAAAUGGACCUUUAGUUUAUCAGUGAAUAAAAAACAUUACUCUAUGUUAAGCAUUAAUCUCUUUUAUUUAAGUGUAUGCUGUUUAUAUGAUGCUUGCUUUCCUUUAAGACUUUAAAAGAAACUGUUUGGAGUGUAGUUGAUUUAUAGGGUUGUUAGUUUUGGGUUACAUCAGAGUGAAUCAGUUAUACAUAUAUCUACUCUUUUUUUCUUUUUUUAAGAUUCUUUUCUCAUAUAGGCCAUUACAGAGUAUUGG